CAUGUUUUCUUUUUUCUCUUCAGCAAGCAUCAAGACAAAGGAAAACCACGAAUUUUGGGGUUCUUUUCUGGGGUGAACGGGCUCUUGUUGCAUUUUUUUUGGUAGCUUCUUUCAUUUGCGGGGUUUUGGUUGUUUUGACAAGAAAACUCUUUUUUCUGUGCCUUUAUAACAAUUUCUAUAUGGUAGAAAUUUCUUGUAUUUGAAUUGGAAACGGUUUGCAUGUUUCCCUGCCUAUUUCUUGUUACAUUCGACAAAACUUCCAAUUGAUUUAUCUAAUUCCCUCUAUUUGUUAGGGUCUACAGCAAUAAUUGGUUGCUUUUUGCACAACUUCAUCUGUAUUAUUUAAAAUCAAUUUCAUUCUACUUAUUACGGAUUUUGGAUCAGUGUUUUUUAGGCUUUUGUUCAUAAGAGUUUGCAUCGGUUGUUCUUUUGUUUUAUAAAAUAUUUGGCAUUUUUUUUUUGCAUCCUUUCUAUUUUGUUUAGCUUUAUAGUAUGUCGUUAGCAAUGUUGAAUGGUUCAAUGAAUUUUGCUGUAAAGCAUUCGCUUGACGAUCUCUUGGGCAACCCUGUUCGCUUUCGAGCUGCUUCUGUCAGUACUGGCUCUACACCUGAAGGACCAUAUGUUCCUUUGAAUGCACCCAAGGACAAAAAGGUGAAUGAUUUACAAAAUUCUAAGGAUUCUGAAAAGAGUGCAUCGAACAAGGCCACUUCAGUCAGUGUUCCUUCCGCUGAUCGUAAAAAACCUUCUGGUACCCGAGGCGAAGGUGCGGAUGACUUUGUCGACGAAGAUCCAUCUUUCAUUCCCCCUGCCCGUAUUCUAUUUCCAGAAGAAAAAAUUUCUUUGGAUUGGCAAUCGGUUCUCCAAAAUGCUCCUGGUCUUGUGAACCUUGGCAACACUUGUUUUAUGAACUCUGUCUUACAAUUAAUGACCCAUACACCUCCUUUGGUACAUUAUUUACUUUCUGCCCAACAUUCCAUGUCCUGCCGGUUAAAUGCAUGUGUCUUGUGUAAAAUGGAGCAGCAUGUUGCUCGCGCCUUUCCCAACAAGGGCGCAAAGCGUGCUUCUGCAUUUAAGCCAUCAGGCAUUCAGGGUAUGCUAAAAGUGAUUGCAAGUCAUUUCCGUCCUUACCGCCAAGAAGACGCCCACGAAUUUUUGCGCUAUUUAGUAGAUGCUUGGCAAAAAUCUUGCCUACAAAAUUUCAAAAAUCUCGAUCACCCUAGCCGAGAAACUUCCGUGGUCCAUCGCAUCUUUGGUGGUUACCUUCGCCAGCAAAUUCUUUGUUCUGUUUGCAAAAAGCCUUCCAAUACUUACCAAGCAUUGCUAGAUUUGUCUGUGGAAGCAAAAGGUGCUUCGGUGUUGGAUUGCUUAAAACACUUUGUCCAAGCUGAAAAAUUAAUCAAGCAAAAUCGCUAUCGUUGUAGCCACUGCAAGAAGUUAGUAGACGCAACUAAAACCAUGACUGUUUAUCGCGCUCCUAACAUUCUUACCAUUCACUUCAAGCGUUUUACCUUCAACGGAUACAAUUCUACCAAAAUUGGUAAGCACAUUUCCUAUCCUGAGCGCUUUGAUCUUGGUCCCUUCAUGUCGGACUCUUCACAUCCUUGUCGAUAUGAGCUGAUUGGGGUCCUCGUCCAUGCAGGUGGAAGUACUCGAAGUGGUCAUUACUACUCUUUCUGCAAGAGUAGUAACGGUAUGUGGCUUAAGUUUGAUGAUGAAUUUGUUUCAAACUCUAGCAUCGAUCGCGUCCUGAAUCAGCAAGCCUAUAUCUUGCAAUACAGACGCAUUCCUGGAUCUUCUUCUUCCAGUAAAAGAAAAGCUAGCGAUACGAGUACCACUGCACCGUCCAACGGGCAGAAAAAGAAAAAGAAAAAGAAUGUAUCUUUUUAAAUUAACAACAAAGUCAUUUAAUUCGAUUCCGUUCUUUUUUCAUUCGUUAAUUAAUAUUUAAUCCCUUUUUUUCUAAUAUGUAUGUCGUUUUGUUUGUCUUCAACAUCAAUCUCUUUCAAUGUAUUCUUU
This is a messenger RNA of Schizosaccharomyces cryophilus OY26, 2016 nucleotides long. RefSeq names its product ubiquitin carboxy terminal hydrolase Ubp16. Lineage: Eukaryota; Fungi; Ascomycota; Schizosaccharomycetes; Schizosaccharomycetales; Schizosaccharomycetaceae. The record is from RefSeq and is a predicted model, not a curated record. Gene Ontology annotation, cellular component: cytosol; nucleus. The transcript has a single exon. The coding region runs from base 493 to 1887 and encodes 464 amino acids. Gene Ontology annotation, molecular function: cysteine-type endopeptidase activity; cysteine-type deubiquitinase activity.